Molecule: messenger RNA, 1286 nt
Organism: Symbiodinium sp. CCMP2456
Lineage: Eukaryota; Dinophyceae; Suessiales; Symbiodiniaceae
Source: the annotation of a GenBank genome assembly
GAGCUGGCACGAGAUGCCUCGCUGUGCGUGCGGGCCUUCAGAAUCCAAGGCCAUGAUGGGCAGCAGCAGCUGAUGAAUUCAUUGGAAGAUCCGCGGCGGCUUCUGGAUCCUCAUCAUGCUGAGUCCGUGCUGACAAGGAUCGAAGAGUUGCAGCAGCGCGAGAACAAAGAGCUGCGAAAACAGGAAGCCUGGUGCCAAUUGCCCCUUGCGCAGCUCAGUCAUACGCUGGCCGUCUCUUACUUUGGAGAGACGUCUACGCAAGCCAUGGGUUGGCAGAAUCGGUUGGCAUCACUUUGCCUCCAAACCGGGCAAGCCUUGGAGGCACGCAAUCUGGGUGAGCGGCUGUAUAAGUCGAUAGAGCGGGCGUACGGCCCAGAGCACUCACACGUUGCCACGACUCUGAACGAGUUGGCCAAUGCCUGCGGAGCCUUGGUGAUUGAAGAGCGGGAGUUCGGCACGGAGCACGCAAGAGUUGCCAGGACUCUGAACAAUUUGGCCAAUGCCUGCGGAGCUCUUGGAGAUCAUCAGGAAGAGAAGCGGCUGCUGGAGAAGGCCUUGGUGAUUAACGAGCGGGAGUUCGGCACGGAGCAUGCAGAAGUUGCCAAGACUCUGAACAAUUUGGCCGGUGCCUGCGGAGAUCUUGGAGAUCAUCGAGAAAAGAAGCGGCUUCUGGAGAAAGCCUUGGCGAUCAAAGAGCGGGAGUUUGGCGCGGGACACGCCGAAGUUGCCAUGACUCUGAACAAUUUGGCCAACGCCUGCGGAGCUCUCGGAGAUCAUGGAGUAAAGAAGCGGCUCCUGGCCUUUGUGAUUAACGAGCGGGAGUUCGGCAUGGAGCACGCAGAUGUUGCCAAGACUCUGAACAAUUUGGCCACUGCUUGCGGAGAUCUUGGAGAUCAUCGCGAAAUGAAGCGGCUUUUGGAGAAAGCCUUGGUGAUAUUUGAGCGGGAGUUCGGGACGGAGCACGCAGACGUUGCCAAGACUCUGAGCAAUUUGGCCAAUGCUUGCGGAGCUCUUGGAGAUCAUCGAGAAAUGAAGCGGCUUCUGGAGAAAGCCUUGGUGAUACUGGAGCGGGAGUUUGGCAAAGAGCACGCAGAAGUUGCCAAGACGCUGAACGAUUUGGCCAUUGCCUGCGGAGAUCUUGGAGACCAUCGAGAAAAGAAGCAACUUCUGGAGAAAGCCUUGGUGAUACUGGAGCGGGAGUUUGGCACGGAGCACGCAAGAGUUGCCAGGACUCUGAACAGUUUGGCUAGUGCCUGCGGAGCUCUCGGAGAUCAUCAGGAAGAGAA